AUGUCUGUGGCCGUGGAGUUCCGCGACUACUUGGGGGAUUUUAUCGAACAUUACGCCCAGUUGGGACCUAGUAACCCGGACAUGGCGCAGGUGCGGGAGAACCGAAAGUACUACAUGGAUCUGAAGGAGAACCAGAGAGGCCCGGGCUUGGGCUCUACACAGGGUCAAACCAUCGCUCUUCCAGCGCAAGGACUGAUCGAGUUCCGCGAUGCUCUGGCAAAGCUUAUCGACGAUUACGGGGUGGAGGAGGAGCCCGCUGAAUUACCUGAGGGCACUUCCUUAACUGUGGACAACAAGCGCUUCUUCUUCGAUGUGGGCUCCAAUAAGUAUGUCCCAUACAAAGUGUGGGCCAAAUUCGGGCAUACUUUCUGCAAAUACGCUGAGGAAAUGAAGAAGAUCCAGGAGAAACAGAGAGAAAAACGAGCUUCUGAGCAUCAGCAACAACAAGAAGAAGCCCAUGGAGACGAUGGAGAUGAUGAUUGA
Molecule: messenger RNA, 483 nt
Organism: Staurois parvus
Lineage: Eukaryota; Metazoa; Chordata; Amphibia; Anura; Ranidae
Source: the annotation of a GenBank genome assembly